AUGGGAGCUUCUUAUAGCUCUAGAAGAGUGAAGAGAGAUGGCUCCGUGGCCAAAAGUAGUCUCUCACAGAAGCAAACAAACGGCCUAUCUAUAUUAGGAACAUUGGUUGCUCCAUUGUUACCUUCCUUUCUUACCAACAAUCCAACUCCCAAUGGGUUCCCAUGGAGCACGCUCGACUGCAACACCAACUACUAUGACACGAGCCCCAACACGGGCGUCAUAAGGCGUUAUGAUUUCACCAUUAGCCGCGGUGUUAUUGCCCCUGAUGGAUACCAGAGAAAUGUCCUCCUCGUCAAUGGUGCUUAUCCCGGCCCCUUGAUCGAGGCCAACUGGGGAGACAUGAUUCAAGUCACCAUGCAUAACAACAUCUCCGCGCCGGAAGAGGGCACAGCACUGCAUUGGCACGGAUUUCUUCAGCAGGGAACACCCUGGGAAGACGGCGUGCCUUCUGUGACGCAGUGUCCUGUGCCGCCUGGGAGCAGCUUCACGUAUCAGUUCAAGGCCACUUUAUACGGCACCACUUGGUACCACUCGCACUUUUCUUCGCAAUAUGCGGGUGGCCUCACGGGUCCGAUAGUCGUUCAUGGGCCAAAGUCACAGAAAUACGAUGUUGAUGUUGGUCCUGUCAUGUUGUCUGACUGGUAUCAUGACGACUACUAUGACUUGGUGAAGAAAACAAUGAGCACCGUGCCUGGAGAGAACAUCUUCUUUUCAGAUAACAACCUGAUCAACGGUAAGAUGUUCUUUGACUGCUCCAAGGUCACAGAUGGCACUCCAUGUACCAAUGACGCUGGCAUUGCGAAAUUCCGAUUCCAGCGCGGCAAGACUCAUCUUCUCCGUCUCAUCAACACCGGAGCCGAAGGCCUCCAGCGCUUCUCCAUUGACGGCCACAAGAUGACAGUCAUUGCAAACGACUUUGUCGACGUCAAGCCCUACGUGACCGACGUGGUCACGCUGGGGAUUGGCCAACGCACCAAUGUCCUCGUCAAGGCGAAUGGCACUCUUGACGCUUACUGGAUGCGUAGCAACAUUAGCACCAUAUGCUCGCUCACCAGUCAGCCAAAUGCUCUCGCGGCCAUUUACUACGAUAACGCGGAUACUAACAAGGCUCCUCAGUCUACUCCCUGGAAUGCUCCUGAUCCGGGAACGUGUAGCAAUGACGACUUGUCGCUGACGGAGCCUUUCAUGAAACUGCCUGUCCCCAAGCCAGAUGUGACGAAUGAGAUUGAGUUGAAUGUGUUUGUUAAUGCGACAAACCAUACUCUAUGGACGCUAGAUGGCGAUUCUUUUAGGGGCAAUUUCAACAGCCCGACAUUGCUGCUGAGCAACCUGGGCAAUUUGACCUUCCAGUCGCAGUGGAGCGUGAGAAACGUCGGCAACGCAAAGAGUGUCAGGAUAAACAUCAUGAACCAAUCUCCCGUUGCCCAUCCCAUGCACCUCCACGGCUUCAACAUGUACAUCCUCCACCAGGGCGCCGGCGAAUGGGACGGCAAGACAAUCGUCCGGUCAUCAAACCCCCAGCGCCGAGACGUCUUCUUGCUGCCCCCAAGUAGCCACGUGGUGAUGCAGUUUGAUGCUGCGAGCAAUCCAGGCGUGUGGCCGUUCCACUGUCACAUUGCGUGGCAUACCUCGGCGGGAUUGUUUACGCAGUUUCUUACGAUUCCAGAUAAGGUGCGAGCAUUGUCGAUUCCGAAUGUGGUGGCGGAGACUUGUAGGCAGUGGGGGAGGUGGACGAAUACGAAUAUUCCGGAUCAGAUUGAUAGUGGUUUGUGA
Messenger RNA from Trichoderma atroviride IMI 206040, 1773 nucleotides. RefSeq lists its product as uncharacterized. Gene Ontology annotation, molecular function: copper ion binding; oxidoreductase activity. Lineage: Eukaryota; Fungi; Ascomycota; Sordariomycetes; Hypocreales; Hypocreaceae. The record is from RefSeq and is a predicted model, not a curated record.